Molecule: messenger RNA, 1002 nt
Organism: Parastagonospora nodorum SN15
Lineage: Eukaryota; Fungi; Ascomycota; Dothideomycetes; Pleosporales; Phaeosphaeriaceae
Exons: 3
Coding region: 1-708 (235 amino acids)
Biological process (GO): protein N-linked glycosylation
Cellular component (GO): membrane; oligosaccharyltransferase complex
Source: RefSeq, a predicted model, not a curated record
AUGAGGGUUCUCAUAGAACUGGGCGCAAGUGAUUCACUGAAGCUGGUUCUCACCACCGUUGACGGAAAGACCGCAAAACGCCCACACCAAGCUUUCCUCACAUUGACCGACCCGACCACUGGCCUGGAAGAGUCGUUCGUGUUCAACGUGAAGGAUAACGGAAAGGGCAAAGUGAACCUGUCUCACAAGGACCUCCCCCACCAAUUCCUCACCACCGACAAGCCCAUCACAGCCUCGAUUGUAAUCGGCUCGUUUGGUUCUUCUGCGCCGUACAAGAGCAAGGUCUUCGACCUUCAAGUUUCCCGCGACACCAACACCCCUCUCACCGUCCCCGAGGCGCCCCUUCGUUACGCCGCCGAGCCUGAGAUUCACCACAUCUUCCGCGCAGACCCGCAAUCGCCGCCUAAGAUCAUUACAAUCGUCUUUGCCGCAGCCGUUGUUGCUGCGCUCCCAGUACUGUUCGGUGUCUGGGCCACCCUAGGCGCAAAUGCCAGUCACUUGAGCAAGGCGUUGGGCGAUGCGCCCGUAUCGCAUGCGCUGUUCUACGGCUCCAUACUGGCGAUGGAGGGCAUCUUCUUCAUGUACUACACCAGCUGGAACCUCUUCCAGACUUUGCCCGCGGCAGGUGUCGUCGGCUUCGUCGCGUUCUUGAGCGGCAGCAGGGCCCUGACUGAGGUACAAGAGCGCCGUCUAGCUGGAUUGAGAUGAUGCAGUGAGGCAGUCACUGUCCAAGACGUUUAUAUUUUGAAGGAUAUGUCUGCGUUGGAGGAACGAGAAGGAAUGGAUGCUAUGAAGAUACAGCGGAGAGUGGGGACAAUACUGCAAUUCCUGGUGCUGUAUGCGCGAGGCGCAAAGAAUGUGUCGAGCUGUGGUAGCUAGGCGUGGGUAUGGAAAGGAAGGCAGAAGCGUCUCGAGGUACGCGGUGGCUAUGAAGAACUUCUAGAGCGAUAGAGCUUAUUUGUAUCCUACCACCUCUUCCAAAUAUGCGCAUUCGCCUCCCCA